AUGGCUACAACAAGUAUAACUGAUACAGCUGGAAGUGGAAAAACAAGUUUCUCAGGUGAUGUCAAAAUUUCAUGGGAACCAACCGCAGAUGCUUCUGCUGAUGAAAAAGAAGAAUUCCUAAUUCCAGAGUUCACUGCAACAUUGUCAACUAAAGGUGGUGCAUUCACCAAGGAUAAUGUUGAUCAGAAAUUCCCUGGUGGAUUCCCAUGGUGGGGAAUUUUAUUGAUUGUUAUUGCUGUCAUCAUUGUGAUUGCAGUUGUUGUAGUAGUAGUCCUUUUCUUAUUCGUAUUCAAGAAGGAUGAUGGUAAAUCUGCAGAGCCAGAUGAUAAAGUCUAA
Messenger RNA from Trichomonas vaginalis G3, 336 nucleotides. RefSeq names its product glycoprotein 38 family. Bases 1 to 336 code for a protein of 111 amino acids. The record is from RefSeq and is a predicted model, not a curated record. Lineage: Eukaryota; Parabasalia; Trichomonadida; Trichomonadidae. The transcript has a single exon.